AUGGCACAAUACAACAAAAAUGCUGUUCAGGUCUCGGGUGAGUAUCUACGACAUCUCGUUUUACAUGUGAAUGAAACGCUUCAACGACGCUUCGGAGACGCCGCCAAGUCAUUGGAGAUAAUCUUUGUGCUUACCGUUCCGGCGGUUUGGUCCGACAAAGCAAAAGAUGCAACACUUCAAGCCGCCAUAAUGGCUGGUAUCAACUCCAACCAAAUAUCCCUUGUGUCGGAGCCGGAAGCUGCCGCUCUACAUUCACUCAGGACAAUCCAACCAAACUCCAUCACGAAAGAGGAUGUUUUAGUGGUUUGCGACGCAGGUGGUGGGACUGUGGACUUGAUCUCUUACAAAGUAAAAGAAGUCGAUCCACUGAGUCUGGAAGAAGCCACACAAGGCACAGGUGAGAUUAUUGAUGACCGAGUGCCGCAAUUGAAUCACUUAUUUCUUAUCUCUAAAGGGGCUGUUUGCGGAUCACUACUACUUGAUGAGAGAUUUGAACGUGUCCUCAUGAAGAAAGUAGGCCUUCAGAACUAUCAAUCUCUUCCAAUAAAGUCCAAGGAGGCUGCUCUUUCCUUUUGGAGGGACAUGGUCAAGCCUACCUUCGGUGAAGAAUCUGACUGUGACUUUCUAGACGUGGAUCAUUUUGUUCCACUUCCAGGAGCAGCGGAUCAACCUGACAAGAAUAUAGAUGGUGGAUUUGUCCAAUUUGAAGGGUUUGAGAUUGAAGAGAUAUUCGAGCCAAUAGUGUCACGAGUCGAAGAAUUAGUUCGGGGGCAGCUUGAGAAGAUUUCCCGUAACCGACUUAAUGCGAAGGCUAUCGUUCUUGUGGGGGGGUUUGGCUCCUCAAGAUAUCUCUUGCAGCGGUUGAAGGGCAGUAAUCCUUCUAUUAUAGUAUUGCAACCCCCAAAUGCUUGGGCAUCCGUUGUCAGCGGAGCGGUUCUUCGUGGACUUGAAGGAAACCGCGUGGAGACGCGAAUUUCCCGACGUUGGUAUGGUGUUUCAGCCAGUACACCGUUUGAUAAAGCACGUCAUGCGAAACGUCAAAAACAUUGGUCAGAUAUUGAAGAACACUGGGUCGUCCAAGACAGCAUGACUUGGUACAUUAAGAAGUCUGCCAAGAUAUCCGAACGCCAGCCCAUCAAAUUCAACUUCUAUCGCGCAGUCAGGGUAGACCAAGCCAAUAAUUUAGUCUUUACAGAUGAUCUAUUCUUCUGCAACGACGAUAGAGAACCGGAUUUCCGUUGUGAUAGAGUACUUCCACUUUGCACCUUGGAAUCUGAUCUUAGCAAAAUCCCCCGUCAGCUCUUUGAAAGAAAGCGAAAUUCAAAAGGGAUCGAAUACUUCAAGAUCUCUUACACUUUAACAGUGAAACCUACCUCAGCUUUACUGCUUUUCGACUUGGAAUUCAACGGAAUCUCUUAUGGAAGUGUGUCGUCUCGAUAUUGA
Messenger RNA from Penicillium brevicompactum, 1443 nucleotides. RefSeq names its product Hsp70 family protein. The coding region runs from base 1 to 1443 and encodes 480 amino acids. The record is from RefSeq and is a predicted model, not a curated record. Gene Ontology annotation, molecular function: ATP binding; ATP-dependent protein folding chaperone. NCBI's taxonomy places the organism in Eukaryota, Fungi, Ascomycota, Eurotiomycetes, Eurotiales, Aspergillaceae. The transcript has 9 exons.